AUGGUUGACUGUUUUCAAAAAAUCAUCAAAACUGAAGGAUUCGGUCGGCUUUACCGGGGCUUAGUGCCACCCUUAAUGCUGGAAGCGCCCAAACGAGCCGUUAAAUUUGCUGCAAAUGACUUUUGGGCUACAACUUACAAGGGAUUAACAGGUUCAGAUAAAUUGACGCAAAACCUAUCGUUAUUGACUGGGAUGAGCGCUGGCGCAACAGAAUCAAUCGUCGUGGUUCCUUUCGAAUUAGUCAAGAUUAGGCUUCAGGAUAGAAAUUCAAGUUACAAGGGUCCAUUAGAUGUGGUCAUGAAAACUGUGAAAGCUCAAGGAAUUUUUGGGCUGUACGGAGGCUUGGAAUCUACCUUCUGGCGUCAUGUGUUUGUAUUCUUCUUGUCGAGUUUCCGAAUUUUGCUUGAUUUUUGGUGGAAUGGUGGUUACUUUGCUUCCAUAUUCAAAAUCAGAGCGAUGAUGCCUAAAGCCGACUCUAAGACUCGAGAAGUGGUAAACAACUUUAUAUCCGGAUCGAUUGGAGGUUGCUUGGGAACUAUGGUCAAUACCCCUUUCGAUGUCGUCAAAUCUAGGAUUCAAAAUGCAGUAGUGUUGCCCGGUGAAAAACCCAAAUACGGCUGGACGUAUCCGGCUAUAGUUACGAUUGCAAAAGAGGAAGGUGCUGCGGCACUCUACAAGGGUUUCAUUCCAAAGGUCUUGAGGUUAGCUCCGGGAGGUGGUGUGCUGCUAGUAGUCGUAGAAGUUGUGACAGGCUACUUCAGGAAACAACUUGGCUCCCCUUACUCAAUUUGA
Molecule: messenger RNA, 792 nt
Organism: Puccinia triticina
Lineage: Eukaryota; Fungi; Basidiomycota; Pucciniomycetes; Pucciniales; Pucciniaceae
Exons: 11
Coding region: 1-792 (263 amino acids)
Source: RefSeq, a predicted model, not a curated record